This is a messenger RNA of Jatropha curcas, 2151 nucleotides long. The record is from RefSeq and is a predicted model, not a curated record. NCBI's taxonomy places the organism in Eukaryota, Viridiplantae, Streptophyta, Magnoliopsida, Malpighiales, Euphorbiaceae.
CUUAAAGUCCUUGAUUUAUCAUGGAAUGAAGGUCUCACUAGCUUCACUUUUAUAUCAAAUUGGAGUAUCUCACUCAGUUACUUGUCACUUUCUUGGACUAAAAUUCCGAUUUAUUUAGAAAAUGAAUUCUUCAAGAAUAUGAAGUUGUUGCAAGAACUGGAACUCAAUAGUUGCAAUUUUAUAGAGUCUAAUCUUGAAUUGUUUGGUAAUUUAUCCAAACUCAUCAAAUUGGAUCUUGCAGAGAAUAAUUUCAGUGGCCCAAUUCCAUCCUCAAUUGGAAAACUUGAAAAACUCUAUUGGUUGGACCUUUCUGGACAAUAAUUUUAGUGGCCCAAUUCCUCCCUCAUUUGCAAACCUUAGCCAGCUCUCCUAUUUACUUAUGGAAAGCGACAAUAUCAAUGGUCCAAUUCCAUCUUUCAUUGGAAACUGUAACCAACUCCAAGUGUUGGACCUUUCAUACAAUAAUUUUAUUGGCCCAAUUCCUCCCUCAUUUGCAAACCUUAGCCAGCUCAUCGAUUUAUAUAUGGGAAGCAACAAUAUCAAUGGUCCAAUUCCAUCUUUCAUUGGAAACUGUAACCAACUCAAAGGUUUGGACCUUUCAUACAAUAAUUUUAGUGGUCCAAUUCCUUCAGAUCAAUUCAAAUAUAAUAAUACAUUAUACUAUGUUGAUCUGAGCCAUAACAAGUUGUCUGGCAUAGUUCCAAGCUCAAUUUUCAAUCAGGUGGACUUGAGGUUUUUCAUUCUUUCAUCAAAUGAGAAAUUGACAGGAGAAAUUCCUUCUACAGUUUGUGAGUUAAAAUACCUCGAAAUCCUUGACCUGUCGAGUAACAAUUUCAGUGGUCCCAUUCCACAAUGUUUGGGAAACUUCAGCAGUAGCCUUUCAGCAUUACAUCUGGGUAUGAACAACUUUAAUGGAGUUCUCCCUCAAGUAUUUUCAAAAUGCAGUAACGUGAGAUAUUUGAAUUUCAAUGGCAACCAACUGCAAGGGAAAAUCCCAACGUCUAUUUCCAAUUGUAAAGAUUUGGAAGUUUUAGAUGUGGGCAACAAUGAGAUAGAGGACACAUUCCCUUCUUUUCUACAAACUCUUCAAAAGUUGCAGAUUCUACAGCUCUCCAAUAGACUCCAUGGUUUGGUGAAAAGCCACUCCAUUGCCAACUAUCCGUUUCCCAAGCUACGGAUUUUUGACCUCUCCAACAACAAUUUCAGUGGACCUUUGCUUUCAUAUUAUUUCAAUAAUUUCGAUGCGAUGAUCAAUGUUGAUCUUGAUCAGAAUAUGACAUACAUGGGAUCACCAAACUACCCCUAUUAUGAUUAUUCUGUGAGCUUGACAUUGAAAGGAUUGGAAAUUGAGUUGGUGGAAAUCCAAACUCUUUUAACAACCAUUAAUUUGUCAGGUAAUAACUUCACAGGGAAAAUUCCCAAGUCAGUUGGAAAGCUUAAAGCACUUAAGCAACUCAACAUGUCUCAUAAUCAUCUCACAGGCAAUAUUGAACCAUCAAUAGGAAAUUUGACCAAUCUGGAAACUUUGGACCUCUCUUCAAAUAAUCUUACUGGAAGGACUGGAAGGAUUCCGAUCCAAUUGGCAACUUUGACAUCCCUCGAAGUAUUUCGAGUUUCGCAUAAUCAACUUGAAGGACCCAUACCUACAGGCCCUCAGUUCAACACAUUUGAUAAUAGCUCGUAUGAAGGAAACACAAGACUGUGUGGAUUUCCACUGCAAAAGGCUUGUAAUUCUGGUGAAAGGCAACAAGUUACGAGCCCAUCAGGCGAAGAAGAUUCAAACUCUGAUGAAAAUGGAUUUGGAUGGAAAUCUGUUUUCACGGGAUAUGCAUUUGGAGUAGUGUUUGGUCUCGCAAUGGGAUAUCUUGUGUUCAGAACAAGAAAACCUGCUUGGUUGGUGAAGCUGAUUGAAGGUGAAGGACAUCCAAGGCUCAAAAGAAGUAUCAACAACACCUGCAUAUCUUACCAAAGAAAAAGAAGAAGAAAUUAGUGAACGGAAUUGCUUUCUGAAGGUAAAUCAAAUGAUUAAUAAGCAGAUGGUGCAUUUGCAUGCGAAGUGGAAAGAAGAGAUCUCUUCUGUUGCACCAGAAUCAAAUGCGCUACUUGGAACAUCUACAAUAAAGCUGUUUUCAAUUUUUGAAGCUAUAAUUU